Molecule: messenger RNA, 1182 nt
Organism: Gamsiella multidivaricata
Lineage: Eukaryota; Fungi; Mortierellomycota; Mortierellomycetes; Mortierellales; Mortierellaceae
Product: mitochondrial carrier domain-containing protein
Exons: 2
Coding region: 1-1182 (393 amino acids)
Cellular component (GO): mitochondrial inner membrane
Molecular function (GO): S-adenosyl-L-methionine transmembrane transporter activity
Source: RefSeq, a predicted model, not a curated record
AUGCCGCCACCAGCACUCGACCCAUCCAAGAAAAUCGACUUUUCAAAGUACUACUUCUACGGCACAGUCCUCAAUGUCCCGCCCAUCCUGCUCAUGUACCCCGUGAGGACUGUGCGUCUACUGCAGCAGCGCAAGUCCUCAGUCCCUGUGUCGUCCUCCAUCUACACAGUCCUCAAGGACGUCCACCAAAAGAACGGCUUCCGCGCCCUCUAUGCUGGUGCAACCGUCUUCAGUCUGGGUCUUACUACCACCAAGAUCCUACAGUUCGCGACGUACGACUAUCUUGCCCAAAAGACCAAGGAGAACGAUUACUUUAAGGUCGAUCUUCUCAGAGACCCCAAGGUUCUCAGCGGAGCACUCGGCACCUUCUCCGCAGUGGUCACCACGUUCUUCGCAGUGCCCUUUGACAUGAUCUCACAACAAAUCACAAUCGCCAAGGCUGGGGCUCAAGGAAAGGUCGUUCCCGCACCAGUUUCGACCACAGCUGCAUCGGUCGCUCCACCACUCGUGCCCGAGGCAGUCGUUGCAGGAUCAACAGCGUCAGCAACCAAAGCCCCCUUACACGUCCAAGGAUCAUUCGAACGUCUCCGCCCUGUGGAGAUGCCGAUCUCUGAAUCGCUAAAGCUGCAGUUCAAACAGGAGGGCUUCCGGUUUUUGUUCCGUGGAUAUGUCGCCACGCUCAUGUCCACCAUCCCAUUCUUUGCAGCGUACUUCCCUGCCUACGAAGUCACGAGAGUCUGGGUUAAGGAUGGCAUCCAGUACGUGCGCUCACUACAGUCGAACAGCGAGACUCCUUUCCCACCACCAGAGGUACAUCAAUUGAUCAUCUCCGCAGUCGCCGGAAGCAUGGCCGCGUUUGUCGGCGUCCUGAUCUCCUCACCCAGCGACAUGGUCAAGACACGUAUUCAGACGGAGCAGCGACUGCAGCCAACCAAUGGAUCGGGAGUCAAGCUGCCCUUGCCCUCGCUCAAGUGGAAGGAUGUCUUUAUGGAGAUCUGGAAGAACGAAGGGUUCAUGAAGUUCUUUGCAGGCACAAGGGCAAGGGCGAUCCUUUCUGUCCCCGGAGGCGCUCUCAACUUCGUCAUCUUUGAUUUCGUUCGAUCCAUCAGUGCUUCCAAGCAGACGUCCGCGUCCCUGUCGCAAGUUCCGUUAUCCGAAAGGAACAAGAAGGCCCUGUACUAG